This is a messenger RNA of Cannabis sativa, 918 nucleotides long. RefSeq lists its product as uncharacterized. NCBI's taxonomy places the organism in Eukaryota, Viridiplantae, Streptophyta, Magnoliopsida, Rosales, Cannabaceae. Bases 1 to 918 code for a protein of 305 amino acids. The record is from RefSeq and is a predicted model, not a curated record. The transcript is spliced from 3 exons.
AUGACUUGUGUGAGAACUCCUAGAUAUUCUCUCAUGUUCAUUAAUGGGACAACGCAUGGCAACUUUGAAGCUAGUAGAGGACUAAGGCAGGUGGACCCCAUGUCCCCUCUUCUGCUUGUUCUUGGAAUGGAAUGUCUGUCACGGAUCUUGAAGAAAGUAGGAGAUAAGGAGGAAUUCAAGUUAUUUGAGAGAUGUACAGAUCUGAAACUGAAUCACUUAUGUUUUGCUGAUGAUGUGAUUUUGUUUUGCCAUGGAGAUUUUAGAAGUAUCUAUAGCAUGUUGCAGGCUCUGAAGCUAUUCUCUUGCUCUUCUGGACUUCACCCGAAUCCUUCGAAGUCAGCAAUUUAUUGUUGUGGCAUGGAUGAAAGAGAAAUUCAGAGAGUAGUGGAUAUUUCAUAUUUCAGUAGGAAAAAAGUUCCAUUCAGGUAUCAUGGCAUACCAAUUUGUGCUAAGAGGAUAUCAAGUAAUGAGUGUGCUAAUCUAGUUGAGAAGAUGACAACAAGAAUUAGAGUAUGGAGUUCCAGGAACAUCUCAUAUGCUGGUAGAGCAGUCCUUAUUAAUUCGGUUCUGUUGUCCAUACAUUUUUAUUGGAGUCAGAUAAUGAUUUUGCCAAAGAAGGUUAUAAAGAACAUUGAAGCUAUUUGUAGAGCCUUUCUUUGGAAAGGCCAACACUUGAUGCAAGAUUGGUGGAGCAACAAAGCUUCACCCCAAGCAAGCUGGUAUUGGAGGAAGCUUGUUGCAGCUAAGGAGGCAGCCAAACACUCCUUGGACUACCAGCAGCUGAUGCAGGAGAACAUGUACCAGAUUUCCAAAGCAUACAAACUGUUCAGACCUGAAGGAGAAAGAGCAAGAUGGAAUGAAAAAGAAGACUUGGAGCACCUAUUUGUUGGCUGCACUACACCACCAGCAUGCGUGUAG